This is a messenger RNA of Eublepharis macularius, 3483 nucleotides long. RefSeq names its product transmembrane protein 87A-like. The record is from RefSeq and is a predicted model, not a curated record. Lineage: Eukaryota; Metazoa; Chordata; Lepidosauria; Squamata; Eublepharidae. The transcript is spliced from 20 exons. Gene Ontology annotation, cellular component: Golgi apparatus; membrane. Bases 11 to 1825 code for a protein of 604 amino acids. Gene Ontology annotation, biological process: retrograde transport, endosome to Golgi.
CCGGAAGAGGAUGGCGGCGGGAUGGCGCCUGGCGUGGACGCGGCUCUCGUUCCGGCUCGGGCUGUUGGCCUUGGCCGCCCUGCUGGGGUCGGACGUGGCCCGCGGCGCCGGCUCGGAGCCCGGCCGGUGGCAGCUCGAGAUCAGCGGCCAAAGCGAAAGCGAGCACUUGUUUGUGUUCCCCAAGACGAUGUUUAAUAGGACCGCAGUUACUGUCAAAUUUUUGAAUGAGACCUGUGAUACAGAUGUCAUACUUUCCAUCACCUGCUACCUGCGCAGCUCCCGAUGUCAUGACGAAGUCUACAUAAAUGAAAAGAAAGCCAUCAGCUACCUGAGUAAAUACAGGUCCACAGACAGCCUCGUUGGGGGCGGCCAGUAUGUUUACCAGUCCAAGGAUAUCGCAUGCCACAAUCUCAAUGAGCUGCGUAAUUGGGAACUCCCUUUGCCCCAAAAGCUGGAGACUCCUCAGGAGGCCCAUGUGCCCAAUUCGGACCCACCUGGUAAGACCAAGAGGGAAGCCCCGAAAUCGGCAGAAGACCAGAAGACACCCCCCAAUGCGAAGCCAGGACCCGUAAAGGAUACUGGCAAGGAGCAGGCAACGAGCGUGGCGCAGCCAAAGGUCCCUCCGCCUGCAGAGGAAGCAAAAGCUGAUGGGGGGAAAAAGGGCACUCCUGCGAAGGAAAAGCCAGAGCUGCCAGCGAUGGCAACGACGUGGGAUGACGGGCCGUACGUCUUCAUCCUGAAGAUCGCCGGACGUGCCCAGAACUGGAAGCUGAAGGUUGAUGUGCAGAUGAGGCACCCAGAGCACCACUACAUCUCUGCCUCGGAGUGGCCCCUCAUGGUGUUCUAUAUGGUGAUGUGCAUAGUAUACGUGCUGUACGGGGUCCUGUGGCUUGUCCUCCUGGCCUGCUACUGGCGUGACAUCCUGCGCAUUCAGUUCUGGAUCGGCGGGGUCAUCUUCUUGGGCAUGCUGGAGAAGGCCGUCUUCUAUGCUGAGUUCCAGAGCAUUCAGAACCAUGGAGUGUCGGUCCAAGGGGCUGUGAUAUUUGCGGAGAUCCUCUGUGCUGUGAAACGGAUGUUGGCGCGAGUCCUCGUCAUCAUUGCCAGCUUGGGAUACGGCAUUGUCAAGCCCCGGCUGGGUGCCCUCCUGAACCGCGUGGUGGGUGUCGGUCUGAUGUACUUGGUCUUCUCCAUCAUAGAAGGGAUCCUGCGGGUGAAAUCGGCACAAGAUGACUUGGUAUUGCUGGCUGCCAUUCCCCUGGCUAUGCUUGACUCUGCCCUCUGCUGGUGGAUCCUUAUCAGCCUGGUCCAGACGAUGAAACUCCUGAAACUCCGCCGGAACCUGGUGAAACUCUCACUCUACCGCCAUUUCACCAACACGCUCAUCUUUGCAGUCAUCGCAUCCAUUAUCUUCAUUAUCUGGACCACCAAGACUUUCCGGCUCGCCGUGUGCCAGUCAGACUGGCGGGAACUCUGGAUCGAUGAUGCGUUCUGGAGGUUUCUCUUCUCCAUCAUCCUGUUAGUUAUCAUGUUCCUCUGGAGACCCUCGGCUAAUAACCAAAGAUACGCUUUUAUGCCCUUGGUGGAUGAAGGCAGUGAGCCAGAGGAUGAGGAGGAUGAGCAGAUGGUCAACAAGGCCUUCGGGAUGAAGAAUAGAGGCACAAAGCCUGAAGCCAACGGGAUCCUCAAGGGAAGCCGAGUGGAUGAAGACUUGAAAUGGGUUGAAGAAAAUAUUCCCUCUUCUAUGGCUGAUGUCGUGCUGCCCCCUUUGCUAGACUCUGACGAGGAAAUAGUAACCACAAAGUUUGAAAUGUCCAAGAUGGAAUGAAGUCAAGAGCGAAGUCAAGAUUUGAUGACUAGCUGUGCUCUUGUCCUGUUGGAUUUUGCGUGGAUCGAGGCGCGGAUGGUCACCUUGUUCCUUUUUACACGUGCAUAUAUAUAGAUAUAUAUAUACAUACACACACACACAUAUAUAUAUAUUUGUAUAUGGUUAAAAGAUUAUUUUAUUACCGUUUGCGUUUCUGACUGGAGCUAUGGGGCUUUUUCUGGGCAGGGUCUCCUGCCUGCCCCGUCAGCCAGGAGAGGAAUUCCGACAUGGUUGUGCCGCCGGUGGGACGAUCCGACUGACUGUGUUCCACCUGCAUCUCCCAGACUGUAUUUGGAACUAGUAUUUCUCCAGCUGUGUGUACCAGCACCAGUUUGUAAGAUCAGCCCGUGUUCCCUGCCGUUGUCCUGGCCCUGGCUUUCCACUGGUGCCUGGCACUGCGUUAGGUGGUGCAAAAGUAUUGGGUGUACAUACGACUCUGGAGGGGGGGGUGGGAUUGUGUCCAAGUUCGUUUCAAGGACGGGGAGGCAUUUCUCUCCUCCUUCCCAAAGUCAACCUAUGAUGAUACGGAGUGGGAUGUGGUGACCAAAGGCUGUGUGAGUGUGUGUGUGAGUGAGAGAGAGAACAUAACAUGUACGUGAUUGUUAAUGACAUCUUCAAGUCCAGUGUAGGGAGGAAGAGGAUCGUGGAAGAUCAGUCUGGGGUUGAGUGCCUUUGAGUGGUGCUCUUAGGAGAGGCGGAAGUGCUCGGUUGUGUGGCAAAGAUUGGAUCGGGCAGCAAGUGAACUUCGGCGGGUGACAACGGACAGUUCCUUGCUGCAAAUGAGAACAGGGUCCAUUGUGAGCGUUCCGGCACGUACUCGGAACGAGAAGGGUCUGGGCUGACUCCCCACAACAAGUGAUCCCUGCCCACCUCUCUAAAACUAUUUCUCAAACUCUGCUGAGGGAUGGAGGACGCUUGCGGAGGGGUCCAGCUGUGAACGCACGGCUGCUUGUGUUUGAUGAGCAACUGGCUGCAUUUUGGCAGCUGUUGGUGCGGUGGAGGUGGGGUGUUGGUUCCCACAUGCGAAUGCCGCAACAUGACACUCUUGAGCAUGCUCUUACAUGUUGCAGUAGAAGAACAUUCCUCUUCCCCCUCCCCUGGGGAGGGGGGGUAGCAUCAGGUGGGGAAAAAUAAACCCUUCUGUGCACAACACGCCCUCCUUUCCCACCUUUUCAUUCCAUCUCUGCAUUCUCUGAACUUCCUUUACUGCUUCAGCAGAAGAGACCCUUCUUGGCCCCAAAUGCCUGACGCACACAGUACCCAACUCUGCAUUCAUUUACUUAAAUUGGAAGAAAAAGAGUUUGUUUGCUCAGAGCUGUGGCCUGAAUUCUCCAAGGUGUAGGAGUUGCUUUGGCAACAGCUGAGUCCUCCCCCUACCUUCACCCUUUCACUCACUCUCACACACGCUCACACCUGGGUCCAUUUCCUCUGACCUGAUAAUGAUGCUUUAAGGUGACCUGGAUUAAUAAGUGGGGGAGGAAGAGAGAAAAUAAGAUUUCUUCUCCAAUAACCUUUAUUUAUUUGCAAUUGUACAUACGUUGUCUUCACUUGGGGAGGAAAACCUUGUGUGUGUGUGUGUGUGUUAUGCAAUAAUAUUAAAAACAAAAUCACAUCCUCUA